Messenger RNA from Fimicolochytrium jonesii, 2851 nucleotides. RefSeq lists its product as uncharacterized. Lineage: Eukaryota; Fungi; Chytridiomycota; Chytridiomycetes; Spizellomycetales; Powellomycetaceae. Bases 111 to 2720 code for a protein of 869 amino acids. The record is from RefSeq and is a predicted model, not a curated record. The transcript has a single exon.
GACUCACACUCUCAUAUAUACCACACACCUACGUUGGAACAGCGCAGACGCAGAUGCGCAUGGUUUUCACGCAGUUUUGUUGAUCUCUUAUGGGUUUAUAGAGAAUAGCAAUGGAAAACACAGAAGGAACGGAAUGGCUACGGCUUAUGCUCGAGUCGCUGUCCACGGCGCCAAACCAAGCAGUGCUUUCGAACCAAGGAGCCUUCCACCCUGUCUCCACAGACAAUGAGUUCAACCCACGAAGCUCAGCGGGUCCUUCGCAUGCCGGGCGAGAGGCAAGUCUUCUAGCCCUCCUGCAAGAACAAACGAAGGCGAAAGAGCUUGAAUUGUUGGCGAAGAAGGAGGAUGUUCGCCUGAAAGAGCUCGAACUGCAAAUAUUGUUAUUGAAGAAGCAACAGGAACAAUCCCCGCGACUACCACCACCAACGCAUUCGUUCUUGUCGAGUCAGUUUUCAGACGCACAGCAUAGCCUGUUGGGGCAGAGGCAUGAGGCCGCUAUGCAAUCUGCUUUCGGAUCUACCGCUGUGAAUAUCAAUGCGGGUUCCCAUACUCUUUUGGAUGCUCAUUACGGACAUCUCAACCACGGACUCUCAGAGGCCCCUGCUAACGGAGUCGAUCGCUCGGAAGGCGUAGCUUCUUCGAGACCCGCACACCAUGGGAGCGACCAGUGGACAGGAGACCAUACGGCGACACAGGACGAUUUUGGCUUAUACAGUCCAUCUUCGCCAAUGCGGAGGCUCCUGGAUAGCGCCGACUGGCCGUCCCAUCAGACCUUUCAAGAAGCCGUAGGUGCCGAUCUACUUGAUCACAACCCAGAUCACUAUCUCGCCUUACCUGACGAGGAACCGCUGGCAUCACAUUCCGAAGUUCAGUUGCCGGUGGGCGUCGGCGAGCAACUGCCAGCGUCUCAUGUCGAAGAGCACCUACCAGUGUCUCAUGCCGGACCUCUGCCAGUGUCACACAUUACCAUGCAAGAACCGGCUCUCACAUCCUCUCCCUUGACCGAAACAUCACAAACGCCUCAAACACUAAUCUCAAUCACCAACGCCGUCAAACACGUUACCUUCAGCCCGAUCGAACCAAUAUCACGCAAACCUGCCUAUCCCGUCGCCAUCCCGCGAGGACGGACAGGCUACCCGGGGACGGCACGUCGAGUGAAGCGGCACGUCAAAGCCUCGAUCAACUGCAGGAACUGCUCCGAAGUGAUCGGAGAUUGCCUGAUACAUGGGACGGAGGACCAGCUUGCGAACUUUGAGCAGGCCAAAGCGGACUAUGCUUGUGCACCAUGCGCAGAGAAGCUUGUGUGGACCAACAAGCGCUUGCGGAAGGGACAGUUGCAAAGAAAGCGGAAAACGAACUUUGAACCCAGUAGUAUACCUGUUGCAUGCGUUGUAUGCAAGAAGUUAGUCGCUGCUGGCGCGUUCACGGUGCCGAUCGCGUCUGCAGAACCCACUGAAUCAACAAGCGAAAAACAAAGUGAUCCGCCACAAUCUCGAUUACCAGAAUGGGGUGUGGAGCUCCUCUGUGCAGGUUGCCGACACAAAUACAUGCGCUGCUCAAAUUGCGGUGGCGGAGGCGCAUACCUAACCGGAAAGUGGAGGCCAGCCCAACUCUUUGCGGGCAAUCGCGCCACCUGCACACUUCCGCACACCAGAUACUCCGGGACGGCAAUGUCUUCAGGGGUCUGGGUCAUGCCCCAUCCUCAGUUCCCAUGCCCUGUGGGUCACGCGGAGCUCCUGGAAGCAGAACCCGUACCGAUCGCGGCGAUUUGGAAGAGUCUCGAGAUAUUCAUCACUUGGUUUACGUUUGCGUCGCUGGGGAGGCCGAAAUUUAUGGAGUACAAUAAGGCGCUCGAGAGUUGGGACUUGCUGCACGCGGCGAGCCAGAAGUUCAUCGUGCAUGCUCAGCAGGAGCUGAAAGGCGAGGGCUUCAAGAGCCGAGCGCCUUUUACAACUCUUCAUCGAGGAGAUCCCUGUCUGACCCGUUCGUACCUCGGCAUGAUCUGGACCGAUGAGGAGAAGAAAGGGGAUCGGGCCGGAAACGCGGGAGAGGAUCCACGACUUGUUUGGCGAAAGGCUGUCGAGAAUCCGGCGACGAAAACGUGGAAAAAUCUCCCGCGCACUCUGGGAGCGUGCAACAUUGAUUGGGAAGUGAGCAACGGGUUGAUCCACGUCAACAUGAUGGUUCGUGCGUCGAAAAGGAUCUUAUCACCGCUCUACGCCAUCAUCUGCCGAAUCAAAGAAGACCACGAAGCCUUAGUGGCCAAAGCCGUCUCCGAGAGUCUCACAUCCCCCGUACCCCCGAAAUACAUUUUAUUCGGAGAAACGAUCUUCGCCAACGAAGACUCCACCGAAAACGACUCUCCAACGCCCACCGCAGGCGCCCCUCCCAAGAAACCUCCCGCCCGCCGCCUCCGCCGCGGACAUAACAGGUCCGACCACCCGUUCUUCUCCUUCCUCCGACCACUCGCAGACGUGCCCGAUUGCGGAUGGACCCUGGAGCUCGAAGAAGCGGCCAACGAGGCGGCGGGUAUCGAUUCUGUGUUGGGCACUCAGGCGUUCGUGGGUGAUUUUGACGCGAUUUUGGAGGUUGCGAGAGGGUUGACGGGGUUUGCGGAUGAUGAGAAUGAGGAUGAGGAGGAUAAUUCGGAUGAGGAGGUUAGACCCAGGGAGGGAACGAGGAAGCGGGGGCGGAGUCUGGGAACGAGGUUGAAAAUUUGAUCGUUCUUCCUCUGCGAAUGAGUGGGAAGGUGAAGGGAAGGGAUCAUUGGGUUGCUUGGGAUGUUGCUCGAGGUGCACGAUUUUGGGAGAGUACUGUUGCGGUGCAUUUUGUGUGGUUAAUGGCGUCCAUA